AUGCGGCCAGGACGGACAGGCGGCACGCCGCUGCAGCUGGUGUUAGUGCUCAGUCAAGGCAUUUUAAACUGUUGUGUGGCAUACAACGUUGGUCUCCCAAAAGCGAAGAUAUUUUCUGGUCCUUCAAGUGAACAGUUUGGCUAUGCAGUGCAGCAGUUUAUAAAUCCAGAAGGCAACUGGUUACUGGUUGGUUCACCAUGGAGUGGCUUUCCCAAGGAUCGAAUGGGAGAUGUAUAUAAAUGUCCUGUUGAUCUAUCCACCACUACAUGUGAAAAAUUGAAUUUGCAAACUUCCACGGGCAUUUCCAAUGUUACUGAGAUGAAAACCAACAUGAGCCUUGGCUUGACGCUGACAAGGAACGUGGGAACAGGAGGAUUUCUUACCUGUGGUCCCCUGUGGGCACAGCAGUGCGGAAGUCAGUAUUACACAACUGGGGUGUGCUCUGAUGUCAGUCCCGAUUUUCAGUUGCGGACCAGCUUUGCGCCUGCAGUUCAGACGUGCCCUUCCUUCAUAGAUGUUGUGGUUGUAUGUGAUGAAUCAAACAGUAUUUAUCCCUGGGAUGCAGUAAAGAACUUUUUGGAAAAGUUUGUACAAGGCCUAGAUAUAGGCCCCACAAAAACACAGAUGGGGUUAAUUCAAUAUGCCAAUAAUCCAAGAGUUGUGUUUAACCUGAAUACUUUUAAAUCCAAAGAUGAAAUGAUUAAAGCAACAUCGCAGACAUUCCAAUAUGGUGGAGACCUUACAAAUACCUUCAAAGCAAUUCAGUAUGCACGAGAUACCGCUUAUUCAACGGCUGCUGGUGGACGACCAGGUGCUACCAAAGUUAUGGUGGUUGUAACUGAUGGUGAAUCCCAUGAUGGUUCAAAGUUGAAAGCUGUGAUUGAUCAAUGUAACAAAGACAAUAUACUGAGGUUUGGCAUAGCAGUUCUUGGGUACUUAAACAGAAACGCCCUGGAUACUAAAAAUUUAAUAAAAGAAAUUAAAGCAAUUGCCAGUAUUCCAACAGAAAGACACUUUUUCAAUGUCUCUGAUGAAGCUGAUCUACUAGAAAAGGCUGGGACAAUAGGAGAACAAAUUUUCAGCAUUGAAGGUACAGUUCAAGGAGGAGACAACUUCCAAAUGGAAAUGUCACAAGUGGGAUUCAGCGCGGAAUACUCCCCUAAAAAUAAUAUUCUGAUGCUGGGUGCAGUAGGAGCUUACGACUGGAGUGGGACUGUGGUCCAGAAGACACCUCAUGGACAUCUGAUCUUUUCUAAACAAGCGUUUGAACAAAUUCUGCAAGACAGAAAUCACAGUUCAUAUUUAGGUUACUCUGUGGCUUCAAUUUCUACUGGGAACAGUGUCCACUUUGUUGCUGGUGCUCCUCGAGCAAAUUAUACGGGCCAGAUAGUGCUAUACAGAGUUAAUGAGAAUGGCAAUGUCACAGUUAUUCAAUCUCACAGAGGUGACCAGAUUGGCUCCUAUUUCGGUAGUGUGCUGUGUGCAGUUGAUGUGAAUAAGGACACCGUUACAGAUGUGCUCUUGGUAGGUGCGCCAAUGUACAUGAAUGACCUGAAGAAAGAGGAAGGAAGAGUCUACCUGUUUACUAUCACAAAGGGCAUUUUGAAUUGGCACCAAUUUCUGGAAGGCCCCAAGGGUCUUGAAAAUGCUCGAUUUGGUUCAGCAAUUGCAGCUCUUUCAGACAUCAACAUGGAUGGCUUUAAUGACGUGAUUGUUGGCUCACCUUUGGAAAAUCAGAACUCUGGAGCUGUGUACAUCUACAACGGUCAUGAGGGCAUGAUUCGCUUGAGGUAUUCUCAGAAAAUCUUAGGGUCCGACAGAGCCUUUAGUAGCCACCUCCAGUACUUUGGGAGAUCCCUGGAUGGCUAUGGAGAUUUAAAUGGGGAUUCCAUCACCGAUGUGUCCGUGGGGGCCUUUGGACAGGUCGUUCAGCUCUGGUCACAGAGCAUUGCUGAUGUAUCUGUAGAUGCUUCAUUCACACCAAAAAAAAUCACUUUGCUCAACAAAAAUGCUGAGAUAAAACUUAAACUCUGCUUCAGUGCUAAGUUUAGACCUACUAAUCAAAACAAUCAAGUGGCCAUUGUGUAUAACAUCACAAUUGAUGAAGACCAGUUUUCAUCCAGAGUGAUGUCCAGGGGGUUAUUUAAGGAAAAUAAUGAAAGGUGCUUGCAGAAGACCAUGAUAGUAAGUCAAGCACAGCGCUGUUCUGAGUACCUCAUCCACAUACAGGAGCCCUCUGAUACUAUCAGCCCUCUGAAUCUGUGUAUGAAUAUCAGUCUGGAAAACCCUGGCACUAACCCUGCCCUUGAAGCCUACUCUGAGACGGUCAAGGUCUUCAGUAUCCCUUUCCAUAAAGACUGUGGUGAUGAUGGAGUUUGCAUUUCUGAUCUAGUUCUAAAUGUUCAGCAGCUGCCAGCUACUCAACAACAGCCCUUCAUUGUCAGCAACCAGAACAAAAGGUUAACAUUUUCAGUCAAACUGGAAAACAAGAAGGAAAGUGCCUACAACACUGAGAUUGUUGUUGAUUUUUCAGAAAACCUGUUUUUUGCUUCCUGGUCCAUGCCGGUUGAUGGGACAGAAGUGACCUGCCAGAUUGCUUCAUCUCAGAAGUCUGUUACCUGCAAUGUGGGCUACCCUGCUUUAAAGAGCAAACAACAGGUGACUUUCACUAUUAACUUCGACUUCAAUCUUCAAAACCUUCAGAACCAGGCAUCUGUCAGUUUCCGAGCCUUAAGCGAAAGCCAGGAAGAAAACAUGGCAGAUAAUUCAGUCAACUUAAAACUCUCUCUGCUGUACGAUGCUGAAAUUCACAUAACAAGAUCUACCAACAUAAAUUUUUAUGAAGUCUCCUUGGAUGGGAAUGUUUCUUCUAUUGUGCACAGUUUUGAAGAUAUUGGUCCAAAAUUCAUCUUCUCCAUUAAGGUGACAACAGGAAGUGUUCCAGUAAGCAUGGCAUCUGUAAUUAUCCACAUCCCUCAAUACACCAAAGGCAAGAACCCGCUGAUGUAUGUGACUGGGGUGCACACAGACCAGGCUGGUGACAUCAGUUGCAAAGCCGAAAUAAAUCCACUGAAAAUAGGACAGACGUCUUCUUCUGCAUCUUUCAAGAGUGAAAAUUUCCGGCACAUAAAAGAAUUGAACUGUAGAACUGCUUCAUGUAGUAACAUCACAUGCUGGCUAAGAGACCUUCAGGUGAAAGGAGAAUACUUCCUUAAUGUGUCCGCCAGGAUUUGGAAUGGGACUUUUGCAGCAUCGACUUUCCAGACAGUACAGUUAACAGCAGCUGCAGAAAUUGACACGUACAACCCUCAGAUAUAUGUGAUCGAAGAAAACAUGGUCACGAUUCCCCUUACGAUAAUGAAACCCCAUGAGAAAGUUGAAGUACCAAUUGGAGUGAUAGUAGGAAGUGUGAUCGCUGGAAUCCUUUUGCUAUUGGCUCUAGUUGCAAUUUUAUGGAAGCUUGGAUUCUUCAAAAGAAAAUAUGAAAAAAUGACCAAAAGUCCAGAUGAAACUGACGAGAACACAGAACUCAACAGCUGA
Messenger RNA from Rangifer tarandus platyrhynchus (Svalbard reindeer), 3540 nucleotides. NCBI's taxonomy places the organism in Eukaryota, Metazoa, Chordata, Mammalia, Artiodactyla, Cervidae. The record is from the annotation of a GenBank genome assembly.